Molecule: messenger RNA, 819 nt
Organism: Leptosia nina
Lineage: Eukaryota; Metazoa; Arthropoda; Insecta; Lepidoptera; Pieridae
Source: the annotation of a GenBank genome assembly
AUGACUUCUGUAGUGCGAGCUGGACAUUUGGCUCCAUAUUUUAAAGCCUCAUCGACUGUCCUUUCAAAUGGCCUUAAGCCAGUUGUGGUCGUCGCAACGCCUGUGGAUAAGCUGGUCACACAACCACUUGCCCACACCUCCACUGUCCAAACAUUGCAUGGAUCGUUGCCGAUUCAGGGAUUAAAAGCUAAACAUAGUACAAGAGCAGCGACGCAGGUGCGUUUUGCCCACUCUGAUAUCGCAGUUCCUGACUUCUCAGCAUACCGCCGUAAAGAUACAUUAGACCCAACAGUCAAAGCUGAAGAACAUGUUGACAACCGUAAUACCUUUACAUACCUUAUCGCUGGAGCUGGUAGUGUGGCUGGUGCAUAUGCUGCAAAAUCUGUGGUAACACAGUUUGUGUCAUCAAUGGCAGCUGCUGCUGAUGUACUUGCCCUGGCUAAAAUUGAGAUUAAGUUAGCAGAGAUCCCAGAGGGCAAGUCGGUCACUUUCAAAUGGCGUGGAAAGCCACUAUUCAUUCGCCACAGAACAGCUAAGGAGAUUGAAACAGAACAGGCCGUACCUUUGGAGAGUCUUCGAGACCCAGAGGCAGAUGGAGCCCGUGCACAGAGACCAGAUUGGCUGGUUGUUAUCGGUGUUUGUACACAUCUUGGUUGCGUGCCUAUCGCUAAUGCGGGCGACUUUGGUGGCUACUAUUGCCCCUGCCAUGGUUCGCACUACGACGCCUCUGGGCGUAUCCGUAAGGGACCAGCCCCAUUAAACCUCGAAGUCCCACCCCACACCUUUGGCGAUGAAGAAGGAAUCCUUGUUGUUGGUUAA